AUGGAGCACGAGCAGAGGCUACACCAAUUGACGGUACGACGGACUACGCUUAUGGCUUCGCUGGAUCGUGCGGAACAAUUUUUGGAAAGUUCCGAUGACAACAGGGACAGGAUUAUGCUACAAGUACGACUGGAAAAUUUAGAUACGAUUUGGCGUGAAUUAGAAAGCGUUCAGGCUGGUUUGGAAUGUGAAGUAACGAGUGAAGAAGGUAUGAAUCAAAACGCAUGUCACCGUACCUCCUAUGAAAACAAAUACUUUCGAAUAAAGGCUGGUCUUCUCUCUAAGCUCUCUCCUUUUCUUCCCAAUGAAAACAUCCCUCAAACUCCGCAUGCUAUGGUUUCCUCUAGUCUAAAGGGUCUUAAGCUUCCAACUGUCGCUUUACCAGAGUUUGACGGAGAUUUUAAACAGUGGUUAGCGUUCCACGAUACGGUUUUGGCGCUAAUCCACUCCAAUUCGGACGUACCGGAUAUACAAAAAUUUCACUACCUCCGCGCAGCAGUGAAAGGUGAGGCAGGGCAACUCAUAGAAUCAAUCGGAAUUAGUGCUGUGAAUUACCCGUUAGCCUGGCAAGCUUUAGUCAAUAGGUAUGCUAACGAGUACCUGUUGAAAAAACGGCAUUUGCAAGCAAUGCUGGAAGUUCCACGUGUCAAGAAAGAAACUUCAGCGUCCUUACACGGAACUGUCGAUGACUUCGAACGGCAUUCAAAGAUAUUGAGACAAAUUGGUGAACCAGUGGAUUCCUGGAGCACAAUCUUGGAACAUUUACUGUGUAUUCGACUACCGGACGAAUCUCUGAAAGCUUGGGAAGACUAUGCGUCCACUAUUGAGGAGCCUACGUACAACGCUCUCGUUGAGUUUUUACAGCGCCGUAUCCGCGUUUUGGAUUCCAUCUCCGUGAACCACACCCACUCACCAACUUCUUACGUCACGACCACAAAUGUUUCAACAGCUCGAAGGUCUUCCAAUCCUAGACCAUCUACCAGAUCUGCUGUGGAUACCUCCACUAGGUGUUACGCGUGUGAGCAACGCCAUCCAUUGUUCAAAUGUUUCAAAUUUGAAAGGCUUCCUCUGACAGAAAGGAUAAACCUUGUCACGCUAAAACGACUAUGCAUGAACUGCUUUCGAAGUGAUCAUUUUGCUAGGAAUUGCCCAUCGAAGUACAGUUGCAAAACCUGCAAGAAACGUCACCAUUCGCUCCUCCAUCCAGGGUAUGUUGACAAUGACGGUCAUUCCCACUACGAAUCAACUGCUCCCGCAUCCGCGCAAGCCACCCGGGUUUCAUCAAACGUAAGCGUUACACCCCCAGAUGAAGGUCCUUCGUCCGCCGUCUUCACCGUUGCCACUUCUACCGAGUCGAUAAUGAACGAAUAUCCUAAUCAACCCCAGAAAAACGUUUUCAUGCUAACCGCGGUUGUGAAAAUUACAGAUCGCUACGGAAAGGAACACCUUGCGCGAGCCCUGUUAGAUAGCGCGUCUCAACCAAAUUUGAUGACGGAACGAAUGGCGCAAAUUCUGCGAUUGAAGCGGAAGAGAACAAAUAUUCUCGUCCAAGGAAUUGGAAAACACUCCCAACAAUCCCGAGAAUCCAUAAGUACUAUAAUUCGUUCUAGAAGGGAAAAAUUUGAAGUCAACGCAGAGUUCUUGAUCCUCCAUAAGAUAGUCGCGGAGCUUCCAGUCUACAAUGUAUCAACUCGUGAUUGGAAGCUACCCCGUGAUGUUUUCUUGGCUGACCCGGAAUUCAACAAAACCGGUGAAAUAGAUUUGCUGAUGGGCAUCGAACACUUUUUCUCGUUCUUCAACACAACCAGACGAAUACAUUUGGGUAAACAUCUGCCAACGUUGAUAGACAGUGUGUUCGGAUGGCUAGUAUCGGGGAAGUUCAGCCCAGUUCAUCCGAGUGGGCAGAAAUCUCGCUGUAGUAUUACUGCAAUUUCGUUAGUUACCCUGGAAGAAAGUAUAGAGCGUUUUUGGAAAAUGGAAGAGCUGUCGGAUCGCAUCAACUAUUCACAAGAAGAGAAGCAAUGUGAGCAAUUUUACUCCUCCACUGUAUCCCGUCAAACUGAUGGACGCUAUAUGGAAGAAAGCACGACUACUAAAUUACGUGUAGUGUUCGAUGCUUCCGCCAAAACCAGCACCGGUUUCUCACUCAACGAAGCACUGUUGGUGGGUCCUGUAAUUCAGGACGAUCUUCUGACAAUCAUCCUUCGGUUUCGGACAUAUCCAGUUGCAGUGGUGGCGGAUAUCGCCAAAAUGUACCGCCAGAUUCUACUCCACCACGACGACACUACCCUCCAGAGAAUCGUGUGGCGCUUCAAACCAACGGAUCCAGUAGAAUGCUAUGAACUUCAGACCGUUACUUACGGGUUAAGUCCAUCAUCCUUCCUAGCAACGCGUACGCUGGAGCAACUGGCUGUGGACGAAGGCGAGUCCCAUCCAAUUGGAGCUCUGGCUCUGCGAAAGUCCUUCUAUAUGGACGACUUCAUAGGAGGUGCCCAAUCCGUGGCAGAAGCAAUCGAAUUAAGAAAUGAAUUAACAGAUCUAUUAGCCAAAGGCGGUUUCUCGUUACGUAAAUGGGCGUCUAAUAAACUAGACGUGCUAGAAGGUCUGUCGGCCGAUAAAAUUGGAACUCAAUCGGCUAUCAAAUUUAAUGAACAUGAAACCAUCAAAGCGCUUGGUAUUUCCAGGGAACCCGAGUCAGAUUUCUUUCGUUUCGAUUCCAAAAUUCAGCAUCGAAAAGGAUCUCCUACGAAACGCUCAAUUCUUUCUGACAUUUGCCAACUUUUCGAUCCGUUAGGAUUGCUAUCGCCUGUGAUCAUUAGAGGAAAAAUGUUGAUGCAACAAUUGUGGUUGCUACCAUGCUCGUGGGACGACAAUGUUCCAGAUACAAUCGAGGCCGAAUGGAGGGCGUACAUUGAGCAACUUCCUAUACUGUGCAAUUGCACACAUUCUCGGACGCUUCCGAAAGAGCUUAUGGUGCGUGUACUUACGCCAGACAACAAGACCAAAGUGGGAAUAUUCGUGUUCAACUAA
Toxorhynchites rutilus septentrionalis is the source of this 3030-nucleotide messenger RNA. RefSeq lists its product as uncharacterized. Lineage: Eukaryota; Metazoa; Arthropoda; Insecta; Diptera; Culicidae. The record is from RefSeq and is a predicted model, not a curated record. The coding region runs from base 1 to 3030 and encodes 1009 amino acids. The transcript is spliced from 3 exons.